AUGGGCUCGGUAUUACCUGCAGAGGCUUUAGCCUUAAAGUCUGGAUUUAAAUGCCAGAGUCGAUCCUUGUCUGAUAUUAUCACCUCAGAUAUUCUGCACAGUUUCCUGUAUGGACGGUGGAGAAAUGUGAUCGGGGAGCACCUGAUGGAGGAGAGGCAGAGCAGCAUCGGUCCCAAGACAGCCUUCACGGCUGAGGUCCUCGCGCAGUCGUUCGUUGGAGGUAAUUGACUCUUUUGGAAUUCUUCCAAUGAUUUCUGUACGGGCAACCAGCCACUAGGCCUAAAUAAUGUAUAGCCUAGGCCUAUCUGUUGUAAUUUUUAACAUCUUAACGCUUGUCUCGUUAAAUGUAGCCUAAUUAUUAUAAUACCAAAUUGUGACAAAUAGGCUAUAACCUGGGUGAAAUCUUUAAAAAUAUAUAUGGUUAAUUUUAUUAGGCUGCAAAACGACCUCCAAAAAACCAAUACCCUCAACAUGUUGACUCAACCUAGAUUUAUUUUCCAUUUCACAAUUUCUCUGUUAUUUUAACAAGUGUCCCUCUUGUUAACCAUAAUUAACUAAAACGCGUGUAAAAUAGGCAUUUGGUAAGAAUGUAUUCAACACAAGAACCUCAGUGAGGUCUCAUGUGUCAUUGAGAGUGAACCAAAAAAAGUGGGAACCUUCACUCCUCUGUUCUAGAUUUCUUCCCAAGGUCUCUGUGACUUUCUCAUUACUGUUCUCCCGUAUUUUCAUUCUUUGGCCCUUUUAUUUCAACCCAUUUAGCGCAUUAAACCAUUUAGUGCUUUGAGACCUUGCAUUUAGAAGCUUGUUAGGCGUGUAACUGUUGCUGACUGAAAGACGAAGGGUAUUAAACUCAUUUGGUUAACUUUGUGCUUGACCUGAGAAAGUUUCCACUUAAACCGAAGGGAGAGAAAGGUUCCCUUUCUUUGAGAUGUCCCGGGUUUUAUCCCGCAUUCAUCAAUCUCCGGACAGUCUCUUUUCCUCUUUUGGCAGCUAUGGGCUCCGGCGCUUUUCUCUUUCUCUCGCCUUAAAAGAUUUCUGUUCCUCAGAUAAUGCGCCGUGAAGGCUAAUUCUAUUGCCAUUCAUACCAUGUCAACCAUCUAAUCGCCUUUCCAUUUUUUUGUUUGAGAAAUUCCUGGGCCUUUUAAACAAGUCCUCAUUUCAUUCAGCGCAAUUUUAUUGCUACAAAGUUCUUAAAAGGAUAAUGAAUUUGGAAUUAGCCGUUUCUUUCCAGUAGGGUAUAAUGAAUAUCACAUCUGAAGCAUGACAAAUGGCUGGACCCUGAGCAAUAGAAGACCAUUUAACCUCUCUCCAAGCCGUCUUUUCGCAGUCCCAAAUACAUUUUCUUUGAUUCUGACAUUAAAGAAACCCAAGAGUUUUCUUUAAAAAAAUUGAAUGAGGAUGAAAAUGCUUGCGAGGGUUUUUUCUUUGAAACAAUAACUUUCAAUUCAUCCAUUUAAUCGAAUUAAACGGUGGAUGAGAUGUUAGGCUACCUAAUAUUUCGUGACCAAAAUAAGAUGCAAUCUAUUUGCUGUGUUGGCAAUUACAAAAUGUAAACACCUAAUUCGUAAGACGCUUAAAUAAUAUUUUAGACCACCCAUGUAAAAAUAUAUAUUUGUUCAAAUUAAUGUUUUUUUUAUCAAAACGCUAUCAAAGCAUCAUAUUUAAAAUGUAUUCACAAUGCCUGACUUAAACCACUCCUAUCCUCAACGUAUUUUAGGCAAAUUGUUUAGCUUGGGUAGGCCUUCUAUUUCAUGCAUUUCACAUUAAUGCAUUUAUAACCAUGGGAUUAACCAAAUUAACAGGUUUAAUGAAUUGUACACAGCAGUCAAAUAACCUACUAUUUUUCUGUUUGCAGAGGUCCAGAAGCUGUCUAGCCUGGUGCUGCCCAGUGAGGUGAUCAUUGCCCAGAGCUCUAUCCCUGGCGAGGGCCUGGGCAUCUUCUCCAAGACCUGGAUCAAGGCGGGCACAGAGAUGGGUCCAUUUACUGGCAGGGUCAUCUCCCCUGAACAUGUGGACCUGCUGAAGAACAACAACCUCAUGUGGGAGGUGAGAAUAAUCUGGGCAGCUACUGUAUCUAGGGACUGAACUGCUUUCACAAUUAGGCAGGAGAAUAACAGCAAUGAAUCUCUGUAUGCCAUGUUUUUGUGAAGGAAGCACAUGUGCAAGGGGGCAUAAUUGGUCUUGUUCACCAGUAAGCUGUAUGUAUAAGCGGCUAUGUCACACAUGGACAAUAAUAAUACCCACUGGGCAAAGACAUCAAUUCAAUGUCAAUUCCACAUUGGUUUAAAGUAAUUUCAUUAAAAUAAUGUGGUAACAACUUUGAUUCAACCAGUGUGUGCCCAGUGGGUAAUGAUUUGCGUUAAAAUUGUACCAGACUCCUAACCUCUUGCUGUUGAUCUCAGGUGUUCAACGAGGAUGGCACGGUGCGCUACUUCAUCGAUGCCAGUCAGGAGGACCAUCGCAGCUGGAUGACCUACAUCAAGUGUGCCCGCAACGAGCAGGAGCAGAACCUGGAGGUGGUGCAGAUCGGUAGCAGCAUCUUCUACAGGGCCGUGGAGGUGAGAACCAAGCCAGAUACUGUCACUCACAACUCUGACAUGCAGCCUUCACAAGGACCGUUGAAAGCGUGUGGUGGCUGCCAUGACAAGUUCUGCAGUUAAGCCCAUUCGUUUGUAGGCCUUCUUUGUUGGUGUAGAAUCUAUAGACUGUAUAAAAGGGUAAAAUCUCCCCUAGCCUGUAUAGGGCAACCUAUUUCAGCUGCUGAAUAGCACAACCUGCUGUCUGUACAGAGAUCUGCGACUCUUGAUGUGUAACGCAAAGCUGGUGGAGAGUAUCAUCGGAACAAAGAAUCCUUCUUUAACAUUCAUCCUCUUGCUCUCUACAGACUAUCCCUCCAGACCAGGAGCUGCUAGUGUGGUACGGAAACUCCCACAACACCUUCCUUGGUAUUCCUGGCGUUCCCGGUACAGAAGAAGAGCAUCAGAAAAAGAGCCGUAAUGGUGAGAUCCCUUUUCCUCUCGCUAUGGGGGUUAGAGAACCAGAUCACUGUCUGACUCAGGCCCCUUUACCUGUGGGGCCGGUGUGUUGUGGUCUCUGCUGCAGCCAACAUAUUUACAUCACUCUUAUUUAUUUCAAACUACUGCAAAUAGACUGAUUCUAUUCCAUGUCAAAAUCAACAUUUUAUAUGUGUCACAUCAGUUAAUGAAUUAAAGAUCUCACCUUCCCUCUGUUUCUCCUUCCCCUUCAGAGGACUCCCACUCAUGUGACGGCUCAUCAUCUUGCUCCCCCUCCUCCUCCUCCUCCUCUUCCUCCUCCUCUUCCUCGUCUGCGACCAGCCGCAUGCGUUGCGUCAUCUGCCACCGGGGCUUCAACUCGCGUAGUAACCUACGCUCCCACAUGCGCAUCCACACCCUGGACAAGCCGUUCGUCUGCCGCUUCUGCAACCGCCGCUUCAGCCAGUCGUCCACCCUGCGCAACCACGUGCGACUGCACACCGGAGAGCGACCCUACAAGUGCCACGUGUGCCAGAGCGCCUACUCCCAACUGGCAGGGCUGCGGGCACACCAGAAGAGUGCCAGGCACAGACCAGGGGCAGGGGGCGCAGACACUUCCUCUCAAGUCUCACCUCCACCCCCACCGAUCAGCAGCCUGUCCCAACAGCAGGUCCCCCUUGUUCACCAUAUCCCCACCAUGGUGCUAUGA
Coregonus sp. 'balchen' is the source of this 3702-nucleotide messenger RNA. The record is from the annotation of a GenBank genome assembly. NCBI's taxonomy places the organism in Eukaryota, Metazoa, Chordata, Actinopteri, Salmoniformes, Salmonidae.